AGACGCUGUGUGACGUCACCGUGGGAGUGUUCCACCGUCGGGAGAAAUGAACGGUCAUCAACACAAUCCUCUCAGCGCUCAUCAUGUGAUUUUUCUAAAUGGGAAAAGCUGACUUAAGUUUGUCCACUGUCUCACCUGAAUUACCCAGAGAGAGUGGCACAGAACAUUUUCUUGGAUCUUUUCCUGCGUUAAUAGACCCACACUUCAUCAUCUGAUGACUGCAUAUAUAGCAAAUCCUGUGUUGUGAGUCAGAAGAGGACAGGCAGGGCCGAUGACAAGCAUGACAUUGAGCCAAGCCACAGAUGCAUGCCCACUCAAAAGGCCCAACUGAGCACCGUCCCCUCUGCUUUCCGGCUUUCAACCAGCCUAUCAGAGGGGGGUGUUGUCAACGGGGCAUAGCUAUUUCCUGCACCUCCAAGUAGAACCUCACUGUGAAACUGGAGGUCUCUGAUGGAUCAGGGUAGUAGUGAACCGGUGAGUCCAGAGGAGCCGGACAAUGGAGGCCGAACGGAGCUGGAGUACGGCAGGAGGGCGUCGGAGUCGGAGCAUGGCUUGUCCAAAAUCCCUCGUAAUGCCCUGGAGAACAUGGGAGCGUUGGGCCAUGGUCUGAAGCAAUUCUUCCAGCCACAGCGCCGACGCUCCUCCGUUUCCCCACAUGACUCCGCCUCAUCCUGCACAGGCACCCCUUCCUCCGAACCCACUGAUGUAGGGUCAGAAGUAGGGGACGCUCCUGCCUCCGUGGCCCUCCCUGUGGAUUCUGACAACCCUGCUGCUUCCGCCCCUCCUGCAGCUCUGAGCCGUGUUCUGCAGCAGAUCCGAAGUGCACCACCAAUGAUGAAACGAGGCACCAGCCUGCAGAGCCGCCGCAGCAAGGCGGGGGGUGUUGGGGAUCCCCCGCAGAAAGGUAGCCCCCAGAUCCACAGGCGCAGUACCCAUGAGGCCCUGCUGCAGGCUGGACGCCCACGCUCGUCCUCGACUACUGACACACCCAGCAGCCCAGCCUUAGUUGACAUGCUGCUGACCUCUGGUUACCACUCCACUGAGGAGCCCGACAAGCUGGAACGUUACGAUGGAUCAGGCCCCGCAGUUUCACCCAACGCCCUCCCCUACAGUGUAGACGGCUAUGAUGUAGUUGAUAAUACCCCAGACCCCCAGCGAACAAAACAGGCCAUCGCCCAACUGCAACAGAAGAUCCUGAAGCUCACGGAACAAAUCAAGAUCGAACAAACCGCACGCGACGACAAUGUGGCCGAAUACCUGAAACUGGCCAACAAUGCAGACAAACAACAGAGUGCACGCAUCAAACAGGUGUUUGAGAAGAAGAACCAAAAGUCGGCUCAGACUAUCCAGCAGCUGCAGCGGAAGCUGGAGCACUACCACCGGAAGCUCCGUGAGGUGGAACACAACGGCAUCCCUCGCCAGCCCAAAGAUGUUUUCCGAGACAUGCACCAGGGGCUGAAAGAUGUUGGAGCGAAGGUGACCGGCGGCUUGUCCAGCUUCUCACAGGCCACACACUCUGCAGCCGGAGCUGUGGUGUCCAAGCCAAGAGAAAUUGCCUCCCUCAUCCGUAACAAGUUUGGCAGUGCCGAUAACAUAGCAGCCCUGAAAGACUCUUUGGACGAAACCCAGGGAGAUGAAGGUGUCGGUCCCGGGGCAGCGAGGACCCUCGGUACAGGACAGCUGCAGUCCAGCCCAAAGUACGGCAGUGAUGAGGACUGUUCUAGUGCCACAUCCGGCUCAGCGGGAGCCAAUAGCACCGCUGGAGCUCCUGGAGGUCCCCCUAGCUCCAAAGGUAAUACCCUCGAUCUAACCCAGGCUACAGGAUUUGACGCUGUUCUCCACGAGAUUCAAGAUCUCCGGGAAAACCAGCGUCGACUAGAGGAGUCCUUUGAAACCUUAAAGGUCCACUAUCAGCGGGACUACACGAUGAUCAUGGAGGCCCUGCAAGAGGAACGAUACAGGUGUGAACGCUUAGAAGAACAACUGAACGACUUGACAGAACUGCACCAGAAUGAAAUUCUGAACUUGAAACAGGAACUAGCCAGCAUGGAGGAGAAGAUUGCUUAUCAGUCUUAUGAAAGAGCACGGGACAUUCAGGAGGCACUGGAAGCAUGUCAGACACGUAUUUCCAAGAUGGAGCUGCAGCAGCAACAGCAGCAGGUGGUGCAGCUGGAGGGUUUGGAGAAUGCCACAGCGCGGACUCUUCUUGGAAAACUAAUCAAUGUGCUGCUCGCAGUUAUGGCCGUCCUCCUGGUGUUUGUGUCCACGGUGGCAAACUGUGUCGUCCCAUUAAUGAAAACGCGAAGCCGCACGCUUUCUACGCUGCUUCUCAUCGUCUUUCUCGCCUUCCUCUGGAGGCACUGGGAGGCUAUUUCCGAGUAUCUGCAUCACUUUCUCCUGAACUCCAGAUGACCUGUUUGGACAUUUUUAUUAUUUAUACGGUGAAAGGACAGAGGGUUUGAGGCUCAAGUCUCAACAGUCCUUCCUUUUCCUCCUCUCCUGCUAAUUCUCAAAACAGUCAGGAGAAUUGCAUCGGAGUUUUGUCACUUUAUCACUUUUUGAGAAAAGGGAGGGAUGUGUGCCGUGGACUUUGUGGUGCGGUUGUGGCACAAUGCUGUAAGGGUGAAUGGGGCAUCGUUGGAGGGGAGGGGCUGAGAGAACUGCACACUUGAUUUCUCUCUUGGAGUGAAUUUGUUUACACGUGGAAAACGUUACAUAGUUUCCCCACAGAAGAAAAGUUUUAUUACUUUUGAGCUGAUUCAAGUGGUAUUGAUUUGAUGUCACUGCUAUUUUUAAUACAGCUGAUUGAUAGCUUUUUAAUUUUCUUUCAACUGUAAUGAGAUGACAAUGUUCUGCUAAUUUUAAUUAUCCACGUUCCUGCGCUGUCUUUUUCCAGGCUGCCCCCCCCCCCUUUCUUUUCCCCUUCAUUCAGCCUUCAGUCAAAUUUUUGCUUGUGUGACCAACUCUUCCUCUGUCUUGCUCACGACACUCUGAAGAAUGGAGUGCUUGCACAUCGACCUACACUGCUCUGGAAUCAGACUCGUCACUGGAUCAAAUGGUAGUGAGCUCUUAACUCGAUUCUCUCAGAUGUGUGAAGUCAAAAAACACUGGAUCUGCCACAACUAGGAUAUAUUACUGUCCAGAACAUGAAGUUUGGAGUUGAGGCCCUGCUGCCCUGUCCUCAGCUGGAUCUGACUGUCCGGACUGUGGCUGUUCCACUGCAGAAAAAAAUAACCUAUGAAUUGAAUUAACAUACUUGAAGAGCAGUCAAAAUGCUCAAAGACUCAGUGCUUCCGUACUGUUUCCAUUAGUGACAAUGAAAUAGUAAUACUUUUUAGUUGAUUUUUUUAUUUUUUAAAAACAAAUAAAUUUGCUGUUUUAAAAGGUGA
Molecule: messenger RNA, 3389 nt
Organism: Solea senegalensis (Senegalese sole)
Lineage: Eukaryota; Metazoa; Chordata; Actinopteri; Pleuronectiformes; Soleidae
Gene: tmcc1b
Product: transmembrane and coiled-coil domain family 1b
Exons: 8
Coding region: 451-2412 (653 amino acids)
Cellular component (GO): endomembrane system
Source: RefSeq, a predicted model, not a curated record